UAAUAUAUAAAGUAUUAAAUAAAAAUAAAAAAAAAUGUCACUAUAAUAAUCAUAUGGAGUUAACAGUCUUUUAAAAGAAGGACAUAAACAUUUCUCAGGAAUGGAAGAAGCCGUUCUUAAAAACAUUAACGCCUGUAAAGAAAUAUCUAACAUGACCAAAACUUCUUUAGGUCCAAACGGUAUGAAAAAGAUGGUAAUAAAUCACUUAGAUAAGAUUUUCGUAACAUCCGACGCUGCCACAAUAAUGCAAGAACUUGAAGUAUAACACCCUGCAGCUAAAAUGAUCAUAAUGGCCUCUAAAAUGUAAGAAAAUGAAUGCGGAGAUGCCACAAACUUAGUAAUAGCUUUAUCUGGUGAAAUUCUUUCUUAAGCCGAAAAUUUGAUUAAAAUGGGUCUCCAUCCUUCUUAGAUAAUAACUGGAUAUGAACAAGCUUUAAAAGCAACAAUUACUUAUUUAGAAACCUUAACUGAAUUUACUGUCGAUGAUCCUAAAAAUGUAGAAUAAGUAACUAAAGCUAUACGUUCUGCUUUAUAAUCUAAAUUAAUACAUUAUGCAAGCAUGUUUUCAAGAUUAGUAUCUUAAGCAUGUAUAAAUUCAAAACCUGACAAUCAUCACGACUUCGAUUUAGAAUUUGUCCGUGUAUGUAAAAUAAUGGGAGCUGCUAUAGAAGAUUCUUAUGUAUAAUAAGGUUUAAUAAUCCAAAGAAGUUCCGAAGGUUCCAUAACUCACGUCACAAACCCUAAAGUAGCUGUAUAUUCAUGUCCUUUAGAUACCCAAUAAUCCGAAACUAAAGGAACUGUAUUAAUUAAAAAUGCUAAUGAGCUCCUAAACUACACUAAAUCCGAAGAAAAACACGCCGAAAAUAUAGUAAAGAGAAUUGCUGAUGCUGGUAUAAACUUAAUAAUAGCCGGAGGUUCUAUAUCUGAAAUAGUACUCCAUUAUAUUGAAAAAUAUAAAAUGAUGAUCGUAAAAGUACAAUCUAAGUUCGAACUAAAGAGAAUUUGUAAAGCCUUAGGAGCUUCCCCUAUUGCAAGAGUAGAUGCCCCUACUCCUGAAGAAAUUGGAUUCUGUGAUAGUGCUACUGUUUAGGAAAUCGGAAGCCAAAAAGUUACUAUUAUAAAGAAAGAAAAUGAAGAUUGUAAACUUAAUACUAUUGUACUUAGAGGAUCUACUCAUAAUCUUUUAGAUGAUAUAGAAAGAGCUAUUGAUGAUGCAGUUAAUGUAUAUAGAUGUUUACUUAAGGAUGGAAGAUUCGUUCCUGGUGCUGGGGCUACUGAAUUGAUGAUUUCUUAAAAAUUAUAAUAAGAUGCUAAAGAUUUAGAAGAUUUAUCUUAGUAUGCAUUUAAUAGAUUUGCUUUAUCAUUUGAAAUUAUUCCUAGAAUUUUGGCUGAAAAUGCAGGCUUGAAUUCUAAUGAAAUUAUUCCAAAAUUAAUUACUGCUAAUGCUGUUUAAUCUCAUGGAAUUGAUAUAAAUAAUGGAACUAUUAAUAAAUCUAGUGAACUUGGCGUUUAUGACCAUUUGUUAAGUAAAUCAUGGGCUAUUAGAUUAGCUGUUGAUGCUGCAAUUACAAUUCUUAAAGUUGAUUAGAUUGUUAUUGCUAAAUAAGCAGGAGGUCCUAAAAUGCCUUAAAAUUAAGGAAAUUGGGAUGAUAGAGAAUGAAAAGAUUUUUUAUAAAUAAUAAAAAUAGUUUAUAUAUAUAAAGAAAUAAAGUUAGUAUUUAAAAUAUUUAUGAAUUUUUAAUUAAGUUUAUUUAUUUUUUUAUUUAAGUAUUAUUAUUGUUUA
Molecule: messenger RNA, 1783 nt
Organism: Ichthyophthirius multifiliis
Lineage: Eukaryota; Ciliophora; Oligohymenophorea; Hymenostomatida
Exons: 7
Biological process (GO): protein folding
Cellular component (GO): chaperonin-containing T-complex
Molecular function (GO): ATP-dependent protein folding chaperone; ATP binding; ATP hydrolysis activity
Source: RefSeq, a predicted model, not a curated record